This is a messenger RNA of Closterium sp. Naga37s-1, 3237 nucleotides long. NCBI's taxonomy places the organism in Eukaryota, Viridiplantae, Streptophyta, Zygnematophyceae, Desmidiales, Closteriaceae. The record is from the annotation of a GenBank genome assembly.
AUGAGCCAGAAAGCCACCGAUCCGAAUCAGCCAAUCCGAUCGCCGUAUCAUGGAGGCAACGGCAGCAACGGCUCCAGGCCACCACCCAGGUUUCAUAACACCCUGACAGUCAGCGCAUCUUUCCAAGAAGCUGCUUUCCACGAAGCUGCUUUCCAGGCAGCUGCUUUCCAGGAGGCUGCCGCUUUCCGUGCAGCUGCUUUCCAGGAAGCUGCUGCGUUCCGGGCAGCUGCGUUCCAGGGAACUUCUUUCCAAGCAGCACCUCCCCCAGUAAUGCCGCCCCAAGCAGUGCCGCCCCAAGCAGCCUCUCUCCGGGCAACGCCUCCUCUAGCAGUGGCUUCUUCUAGCUUCCGGCCUUCCAUGGCGGCGGUAUCGCCACGUGGCAGUGCGUGGAACAGCUCGUCGAUCCCACCCGAGCAGUUCAUCCGUUGGAGCAACCAGGAGGAUCGCAUAUUGCUGCAGCACGUGAUGCGCCAUGGCACGCGCAACUGGGGGCUGCUGCAGCGGAGCCGCGAGCUGCCUCUCCGGGACAACAAGGCCUGCUGCAACCGCUUCAUCCUCCUUAAGAAGCGGUUUUUGGAGCAGCAGCGCCUGCAGACCGCCACCACCGACACCGCCAACACUACCACCACCACCACCAGUGCAGCGCCCGCCACGGAAUCUGCAGACCCACGUAACGAUGCAAGGGCUUCUGCAGGGGCGAAACGAGGCUCCGCCACCGCUGCUUCCUCCUCUGCACCGAAGCGAAGCCCUUCCUCUGCGUCUCUUGCUGCUGCCGAGGCCUCUGCUGCUGCUGCUGCUACUUCUGCUGCUGAGGCCGACAACGUAGCUACCCUCUCAGAUAGAGUGCAGAGUCUACAGAAGAAAGAGGAGAAACAGGAGAAGGAAGAGGAGGAGGAGGAGAAACCGGACCUGCAGGUUCGGUCUGCUACCUCCCCGAAUCAGAAACCGGACCUGGUUCCUUCCUCCCACCUCUCUGCUUCGGCGCCUCCCAGCCCUGCUGUCGGACCUGUUGUACCUGCUGCUUCCGAGCCUGUUCUUCCCAGGUCUGAUGCUUCCGAGCCUGCCUCUCCAAUCCUGCCCCGGGCGUAUUCUGUUGGAGGUGCCUCGUCAGUCUUGGUCUCGGGUGCGCUGCAUAGUACUUGGAACGAGCUUGGAGCAUGUGAGGAGGAGCGAGGAGGAGAAGGAACAGAUAAUGGUGCUAUCGAAUGUGAUAAUAAGGCGUCCGGUGUGGGUAAGGAGGAUGGGACGGGAGGUGGUGUCACUAGUGUGACUAAAGCGAAUGGAGAGGGAAGUGAUGGUGGAGUGACAGAACGGAAUGAGGAGGAUGGAGGCAGUGGUGGGGUGACUAAAACGAAUGGUGAGAGCGGUAGUGGUGGAGGUGUGACUAUAGGCGAUAUGUUUAAGACUUUGCUGCAUGCGAAUGCACAGCAUGUGGCUGCUGCCAUUCUGGAUUGGAAGGAUCGGGUGUGUGGUUCGGAUGACAGGCAUGUGCCGAACCUGGCUGCUGCAGUGAAGCUGAGGAAUGUGGGGCCACGUCACACGGCAGCAGCAGGGGCAGCAGCAGGGGCACCAGGGUCCCUCUCUAGAGCCUCACCCCUCUGUCACCCCUGCCGUCACCACCCCUCCUGCCCCCACCUCCUCAUCCAUCCUCCCUCCUUCACUCCUCCCACCUUCUCUCUUCCCACCCUCUCUCCACUUCCAUGGCCCUCGCUCCCCAUCGGCCCUCUCACACUCCCGAUCGCAUGCCACCCCUGGCAGCAGACCCGCGGCCCUUUCUACCCUCUCUCCCGCCCCUCCUCCUCCUUCCGCGCCCCACCUCCUCUCCUCCCCUCCCUCCCCCUCACCUCCUCUCAUCCCUCAUCCGAUCACACUCCGCAAAGUCAAAAUCUGCAUAAUCGCACUCCGUAUAGUCAUGGUUUGUUCAGUCACUUUCCUCCUAUUUGCUCUCCUAAACCCAGCUCGCCCGCCAUUGGCUCGCCAGCUGUUGGCUCCUGCGGGCCACCUCCCAUCUCCUCACCCUCCGCCGCUGCUGCCACGUCAGCAUGUCAAUCCGCCGCUGCCACGUCAGCGUCUCAAUCCGCUGCUGCCACGUCAGCACCCGUAUCCACAGCGGCUGCUGCUGCAAGGGAUAUGCAAGAAGCUGACGAGUUGUGCGUUGGGGAGGAGGGCGGAGAGAGGGGUGCGAGACGGGAAGAGCAGGUGGAGGGUGGAGAGAAGGGCACAGCAGACAGGGAUGUGAGUGUGGGGCAGCCACAGGAGCAGGGAGGGGGUGAGGUAGGGAAGCAUGGGCACGCCAGGGAUGGCGGGAGGGGACAAGCCAGGGGUCCACACGAAGGGGUGAUGGUGGGAGUGGUGGGGGAAAUGAUGGGGGGUAAUCACACCUCCCCCCUUCCGCCGUCUUCUUUGCUCGGUGUGUCAGAGGAUGACGUCAUUAGCCUGCUGGUUGCUGACUGGGCGGCGGAAGACGCUGACCUGGCAAUGCAUGCUGAGCUGGCACCAGCUGACGUGGCACCACCAUUACCACUGCCACCAGCCAGUCACGGUGGAGUGAGGGGGAUGGAACCACAGGAGAGUGGCAGGAUGGCACAAAGUGGUAUGUUGGACAGUAAUAGACCUGCCACCACCACCACCACUUCGACUGAUCCUGCCCCUCCUGCUUCUCUCAGCAUCUUACCUGCUACUGACCUGACUCCUCUCCCAGGUGGGCAGAACCUCACUGCACCGCACACCAUCGCUCAUAAUGCUCCGUAUGAGUGGUCCGCAUAUAUCCGGCCUGCUCCGUCUGCUGCGGGGCAUGUGUGGCUGCCACGUGUACAUUCCACUGGACCUGAAACUGCCACGUCAGGUUGUGAUGCUGCCACAUCACACCAUGGCAUGAUGACAGGUUACCACCAACAUGCCACGUCACACCUUGGGAGGGAUUCUAGAAACUUCCGUGGUGCAGGAGCAGCAGGGGGCCUGGGGGAGACAGAAGAGCAGAUGACUAACCUGGUAGAGGGAACGAUGCUAUGGGGGAUGACAGGUCAGCUUGCUGACAACAUGCCAGGUCAGCAUCCUGACAUGAUGCCAGCUCAGCUUGCUGACACAGCGCCAGCCCAGCACGUGAAUGAGGCUUAUCGGGAGGGGGCCGGGUAUGGAAUGACGAUGCAGCAGCAAGCAGGGGAAGGGAGUGAGGGCGAGACAGAGAGGGGGAGAGACCAGUGGCCUGACUGGGUACUUAGACACAUGUCCUCAUGA